AUGCUCGUAUCCAGACACACGAACAGCGACCUCUGCAGCUACUUCCGCGCACGAGCGAGCCGUCCUCAAAUUCCAAGAGAACGGCAAGUUGUACACACACGCGGUUGCUGCUGGCUACGUCGGACGGCCCGGACGGAUAUUCCAGCCCAGCUUCGCAGGGUUUCGCUCGGCGAAAGACGGCCCCUGUUUGUGGGUGGAAGACCUCCGACUGUGACUACGGGCGCGUGAUGCGCUGGAGACAUGGCUGUCCUCGUUGGUGCGCAUUUGUUGUUCAAGCUGGGUGGCCCUGUUCUCGAGAACGCCCGCUUGAAUUUUCAGCUGCGGUUGUAGUGUGGAGUCGAGAAGGGAAGAUACCGAGGCGGUUGAUUGGGAGAUUGCUGAACGCAGUUGGUUUGCUUCAUGUUUGCGGGCACGCAUGUUAGAUGUCAUAAACGUUUGCGACGCGUCCUCUCGAAUCUCUACCCUGAUGUCUGGCGGUAGACCGUUCUCAAACGAUGCAAUGAGUGCUUUGUCAAGUGCGUGUUCGUGAGCAGACAUGUUGGGUGGUGCGGUCCGUUCGGCUUCGGAGUCUAGAGUAGGUUCGUGAGACUCUAAUCGAAAACAAAUCGACACUCUCGAUAGGCUUCGCUUGGAGCGUCAUGGCCUCGCGUGCGAGAAGCGCGAUUCUGAUCGUGCGCGCAAUGAGAGUAGUCAUAGCAUUGACCCAUCGUUUCCAGGUUUUCGGAGGAGAGAUAAUGACUUGCUCACCUCGUGCACGAACUGCGGCUACUUGCUGUUCCGACCGCCACUCCAAGCUGGAGGUUAGAAUGCGAUCAAGCGUUUGUGCAGCGGCGCCUUUCGUUAUGAGGCGUAACUUCUUGAUAGCCCUACGGUCGAUGAUGUCAUCCGAGGUGUUUUCGGGCAAUGAGAGGCGAAUGUGCGUGCGAUACUGCCCCAUGAUUUCGGGUACAUCUUCCGAUGGGAGACCCUCAAGUUUCAGAGUUGACGGAACCUCGGAAGCUUUGAGAUUGCGAAAAGUAUCUUGAGUUGCGCGAUUGCGUUGCUCGUGUGUGUGAGUGGCGAGAUCGUUCUGCUGCAUUUGUGACACGUCUCCACUUUGCUGGGAUGAAGGUGUUACAUUCGUCUGCUGUUGCUGUGACCCAGUUCCACCUUGCUGGGGUGAAAAUGCUACGCGCUGCUGCUGCUGCUGCUGGGGUGAGACAACUUGCUGAAUUGCUGAAUGAUCGGAGUGUCAUCAGAACGCUCGGCAGAAAAAUAGGACUCUAAACGGCGUGGUUUCACCUGGGUGAUUGCUGUGGUUUGCACCGGUGUUUUCAUGGCGAGACUCAUAAUCCAGUCAUCCGGCUUGACCUUGUCGUCUCUGGCUUCCCUCAAGCUCUCCACGAUGAACUGUGCCAGAAGUUGCGCGAUGGAAGCAGACGGCGAGGACUCGGUGUCGGUGGAUUGCGAGAGUUGGCCAAGGACAUCGGAGAGGAGUGUGCGAGUGGAAUCGGUCGGACGGGUUCCUCCGCCUUCCCGGCUUCCAUCGGCUGGGUCAUCCUGUGUGUCCCCGGCAAGCGCGGAGUAACGGUUGUUAGGAUCCACCAUUCCGCCUCCGGAGCUGCCACCUCCAUUGCUGGAGUUGCCACCUCCAGCGUCGGAGUUGUCGCCUCCAUUUUUUGGGUUGCCACUUCUCCAGCGCCGUCACGUGCAACGCUAGCAUAGUCUCUGGAGCCGGGUGACGAAGAGUCAACGUUGGCAAGGGGUCCUUUACCCUUGUUGAACGAUUUCUCCCCCGAAUACUGCUGGGACUGCUGUGUAGGCUGCUGUGCGGGCUUGAGUUUAAGUAUGGCUAAGGGGGUCUGAGGAGCACCGCUACCGGCGCCCGUGCCCGCCUGCUGGUUCGGACCGGCCAUGUUGUCUUUCCUCUUCUGAUUGUUGCCCAUGUUGGAAAAAUAGGUGAACCGAGGAGAAAAACACACAGAGACCGCUCUUCGUCGAAGCCAAUUCGAAUACCCUCAACUUCGUGUGAGCUGAGGUCCCCAAUUUGGCGAGGUGGUAUAUGCCUACCCCCGGGGGAAGGCCAGUUUCCUCUGUUGAGAUGUGACGAGGAAUGUCAAGCGGUGACCGAGCGUGCUCGGUGAAGGCUAGGGUAAGGUUGCGAGUGGGCGUUGGCCGAGACCCUUCUUGGCUCUCGGUACCAACCAUAAAGAUCCACCCCGACUCCUGUCGGAGCAGAUAACCCACCGAGCAAAGAUCCAGAGUAGAGCGAUGGAUUAUCGUCUGUCGACGGUUCCUUACUCCCUUCGUAUGUGUGUGCAAGUUUAAGAAGAUACGAAUAUCCUGGCUUCCACAUAAUCGCCCAAUUGAUUUCUGAUUUUUGGCUUCUCUUCAGUUCAUUCAUUGUCUCAUUCUUGAAAAAAUCUGAUCCUUCGUUCCUUGCACGGGUCAAUCAUCCAUCAUGGACAUGACUGCUCAUGGCAUAGCUAGGUACAAUUCCAUUCGUCACUAUCAUGCGCUGGUUCCACAUUCUUUGAAGGGUAUACAACCUCGCAGUACAGAACAGCAGUACUGUCUUAGUGCUCCGUGUUGGCAAAUAGUUUACUAGCGCAGAAAAAUCAGUUUCCAUUGAAAUACACAACUCCUCUACAAGUUACCUUGCCUGUUGUACUACAAACUCAUCACAUGUUUUCAUAAAUUUACUGCCUAGAUAUUCAUCAAGCUGAACAAGCUUGAGCCCCUCAGUCAUAAGAAUAGACCCAUCUGGUUCUUCGUCGUUGUUGUUUUCCUCCUCGUGCUGUUGCUGUUGUCUGACGUGAAGUUCUUGAUCGCUUGAAAUAAAUCCAGACCCAGCCUCUGAUGAUGCCAUCGUCCAGGUUGUUUGUUGUCGUUCUUGGUAGUGAUCGGUGUAGCCGUCUUGUUUGUUGGUAGUCGUAGUUGUUGUCCUUGUCGUGAUGGUUGAUCGGUGGUGUGAUUGAUACAGCAGUCGUCGCACCAGCCUUCUCGUACUGUCCAUCUACAUCUGAAACAGUCGUCUCCGCAGUUCCACCGCAUGAAAUCUCCUAUUUCGUAGAUCUUCCUUGUUCUUGAACCAAUGUCCGAAGUUUGGUGAAUUGGACACGUUCCAGAUGCUUGGUCAAUAUGUCCGCAAGCUGCUCCUCACUCCUCACGAACUUCAGCAUAAUAUUUUCCUUGUUGACGUUCUGGCGAAGUAGCGUAUCUCGUGCUGAUGAACUUGCUGCGGCCUCGAAACAGAGUUUCCUGCUGUGCUCAUAGCUCCCGUAGAAUCCGAAUGAAUCGGAAUAUUUCUGCACGGGAAUCCAAGCUCCGAUAGUACACCUUGCAGAUAGGUGGCUUCCCUAGCUGCUAUAGCCAUCGCAAUGAUCUCCGCAUGUACGCUUGAUUGAGCCAUUUGCUUCUGCAGAGUUGAUGCUGCGCUGAUGACGCCUCCCGCCAAUAUGAAGAUGUAUCCAGUAAAAGAACGCUUCUGAAGUCUCUCGCUCGAUCGAGCGAAGCUCGCGUCACAGUAGCACUUCAGGUCCCAUUGUCCUCCCCUGAACUUCAGUGGCAUAUCGGGCAUCCUCGAAGGUAUCUCAGCACUCUCUUUGCUCCGGCCAUGUGUUGAUUGGUAGGCUUGUUCAUCCCUCUGCACAGGAUCAUCACGGCAUAUCCAAUCUCCCGUCUCGUUGUGUUCGUCAGGAAGAAAGAGUAGACUUCCGACAAUUCCUUGGUAGAGUUUCUUGUCCUCGCUCAAGUAGAUAGUAUUCUCCGGCUCUUGUUCAAUUUCCGGUCCGCUCCCUGGAGUUGCUGCUGGUUUGCAAUCCACCAUCUGGUACUUGUCCAGAAUAUUCAUCACGUAUUUGUGUUGGCUCACAGUGAUUUCUCCGUCACGUUGAGAAAUCUCCAUCCCUAGUAAUAGUAGUUCCGCCGGUCCUCCAUCGGUCAUCUUGAACUUGUUCGAUAAUUGCUAUAGUCUAAGUCUUGUACAACACUUGGUGUCCUUCCGGCUUGUGUGCAGUCGUCCACGUACACACAAAAUAUCGCAUAUGCCGGUCCAGCUCCGUACACAUAUACGCACGGGUCACUCAGUAGAGCAGUAAACCCGAUUUCUUUAAUCCCUUUAGCAAAUGCGUUGCCGAAGUUCCGAGGGCUUUGUUUCAGUUCGAAUAAGCUUUUCUUGAGCUUCAUGACCAGCGGUAGUCCCGCAACUUCAUCCGUUAUUUCGUAUCCUUUGGUUUGACGACCGUUCACUUCUUCUUCCACGUUGCUUUGAAGAAAUGCAGUUACCACGUCCAUGGUUUCCACAACGUAUCCUCUGUCCGCUGCAAUCGCCAUUAAUACUAACUGCGAACUGAAUCGACUCACAGGUUCUCCAGCUGAUGGCGCCUUGAUCCUUAUCUCUUGGCCUUGAUUCUGAUGAUCUUGAUUCACAAAGGUAGCCAGUCUGUGCCAAGGCGAUCACCUCCGUAGCUCGGCUUGUUGUCUUUUGUUGUUUACCUCGAUUUGGUGAUCCAUGCUCCUUCCAGCACUUCGCAUAUUCAUGCGGAUUGUUUCGUGUUCUCGUUCUGGUUCUUGUUCCUGUUCUUGUUCUUGUUCUUGUUCUUGUUCUUGUUCGAAAUCCUCAUGUGUUCGAAUUAUCCAUUUCCCCCUCGUUUCCCGGUGGCGAAACUGGCCCCAGUCGAUCCGUAUGAACCCGCUGACACGGCUGAACAGCAGUAUGCUGUGCCGUUUUGGGAUGUUUCUUCUACGUGCUCUGCUGAAUUUUGCACGUCUCGCACGGUUCCAUUUUGUCCGUAAGCUUUACUCCAGUUUCUUCGAUACGCGCAGCUGCCUCGAUGAUGUUGUUGUGGCGAUGUCCCAAACGCGAUGCCAAAGGUUGUAGGGCUCCGCGCGUGUAGCAGCCACACAUGCUUUCUCGUGCCGUCCUAAUCCUGGAACCACAGUGCACUUGAUCCGCGAUCUCCUGUCGUUUCCAUCUUCAUCAUUGGCGAAUACGCUGAUGAUGCCUGUGCUGAUCCCUUCAAGCUUAACUCCUCCAGCACCAAUAAUCUUCAUGGGUGUGAAGAUGUACUCGGAGUCUUCCAGUAUGUAGUCCAGAUCAGGUGGCAAAUCGCCGUCCAGGUUGUGACGUAGUGCGGACGCUCCUGUUGGGCGUAGACCCACUCAUGACCUCUUGAGCGGUGGUAGCUCUGCUGACAGUCCGAUUGUCAUUGUUGUACAGUCUUGGAUUGAAGGCGUAAGUAGCGCCCCUGUCUUGGACAUGUUGACGAACAUUGAUGGCCUGUCUUGUUCCUUGUGAUCCAUCUAUGAUCGGUCCGCCGCGUCCUGUCGCUGUAGUUCGUGUACCAUGACUCUCUUGUUGUUGAGCACGACAUUCCGAAUCGUCGUGUAGAUGAAUGUUAUGUAACGAACACCAUUUUCGCUGCCGUUGUUGUCUCUGGCGGUGGUCUUGUGGCGUAGAACGGUUUCUACCUUGUCGUUCAGGUCGUCUGGAUCUUGACUGUUGCUGAUAUCCGUUGUUCGAUGCUCUGAACCCACUGUUGGUCCGUGACCGCGACUGGAAAGUAGAUCCAUUUCUCCUGAUUCCACUGCUGCUGUAGUUCCUUUUGUAGUUCCUUGCAGGAGUUCGAACACCCCCUGAAUGCAGCUUUGAGCAGUUCCGUUUAAUAUGUCCAAAGCGGUGGCAGUGGUAACACUCGACGGCAUCGGUGUUGUUGUUGUUGUUGUUGUUGUUGUUGUGUUUGUUUUGUUGUUUUUCUUCACAUUGAACUCGUGUCGGUUGCUUAUCCCAAAAUCUAGCAAAGACUCGGUCCGUGGUCACACAAAUGCUAGAGCCAUCAGAAGAUCUUAAGAACACACACACUAUUAGCAAGAAAAGGAUACGCAAGCCCGAGGAUGUACACCUGCAAUCCCUGCAGCACGUUUGCAUGCUCA
Messenger RNA from Ectocarpus sp. CCAP 1310/34, 5913 nucleotides. NCBI's taxonomy places the organism in Eukaryota, Phaeophyceae, Ectocarpales, Ectocarpaceae. The record is from the annotation of a GenBank genome assembly.